This is a messenger RNA of Mycosarcoma maydis (corn smut), 396 nucleotides long. RefSeq lists its product as uncharacterized. The record is from RefSeq and is a predicted model, not a curated record. Bases 1 to 396 code for a protein of 131 amino acids. Gene Ontology annotation, cellular component: mitochondrion; cytosol. Gene Ontology annotation, molecular function: deaminase activity. NCBI's taxonomy places the organism in Eukaryota, Fungi, Basidiomycota, Ustilaginomycetes, Ustilaginales. The transcript has 2 exons.
AUGUCGACUGCUUACAAGGUCAUCCACACUACCGAGGCACCUGGUGCCGUCGCACCUUACUCGCAGGCUGUGGUGCACAAUGGCGUCGCCUACGUCUCGGGCUGCAUCCCCUUCACCCCGCAGAUGAAGCUUGUCGAGGGUGGUAUCGAGGAGCAGACCGAACAGGCGCUGAACAAUCUCUUUGCCGUCGUCAAGGCUGCUGGUUCCGAGCCAUCUCACAUCCUCAAGUGCACCAUCUUCAUGAAGGACAUGAACAACUUUGAAAAGAUCAACGCUAUCUACGAAAAGCGUUUCGCUCCCUACAAACCUGCGCGUUCUGCCGUCGAGGUUGCGCGUCUUCCCAAGGACGUCGGCGUCGAGAUUGAGUGCAUCGCUGCUGUCAAGUCCAACCUCUAG